CAGGGUAAAAUAAAAAAUUUUCAUGAUCUUCAAGUAAGCUCUAAGAAAAUGGGAUCUGAACAAAGUUCUCAAAAUAGUAACCAAAAUGCUAAUAAUGAAAAAAUAAGAACAAGUCAACUCAGACGUGGUAAAAGCGUUCCAAAUCGUGAAAGAAUGCCAGAAGAUACUCCACCGAGAUGUACCAGUCCUGGCGCUAGCAUUUGCUCUGAUUCUGAUCUCCCAUAUAUUUCUUAUACAGUGAAUCGACCUAUUGGAGAUUCACCGAAGAUGACAAAUAAACAGUCACAAAUCUAUAGAGGAAAGAGUAUUGGAGCUGGGGAAAUCUCAAGGCGGAAGAAUAGUCUAGGCGUAAUAAGUCAUAAUCACAAGAAGAUUAAUAUAUCAGACAAGACACACAGUAUCAUAGUGGUAAAGCCAGCUCAAAUGGAUCCUACAGCAGACAAAGAUCCUGAUAUAGUAAAACUACAAAGUAUCCCAAUGUUUCUACCAAUUAUGCGUGGCACAUUGAAUCUACCACCUGGUGUACGUGAUCCAGAGAUCCUCGAGAGGCUUGAUCCUGUUGGUCUGUUCAAUCUAUGUGCACGUUACCAACAUCAUCUAAAUACAAAUGCGCAAGUUAUAGCAGCAGAACAAGUUACUCUAUGUACUAAUAUGGAAACAGAAUUUGGCAAGGUAUUACAUCUCGCUGUGGAUCGACAAAAGAAAUUCGCUAAAUUUACAGAACAAAUAAAUAAAGUGCAUGAACUUAGCCGUCAGCUAACUAGAUGUCACUCGCUUCUCAAUCAAACCCUUGAAAGUCUUGAAACGCUCAACAAUCUAUUACCAAUUGAAGAGAGGCUUGAGCCCUUUGUUUGGACUACAGGUUAAAUAUAUUCAAAUG
This is a messenger RNA of Atta colombica, 880 nucleotides long. It is a transcript of the gene BORCS5, whose product is annotated as loss of heterozygosity 12 chromosomal region 1 protein homolog. The record is from RefSeq and is a predicted model, not a curated record. NCBI's taxonomy places the organism in Eukaryota, Metazoa, Arthropoda, Insecta, Hymenoptera, Formicidae. The transcript has 3 exons. Bases 49 to 867 code for a protein of 272 amino acids. Gene Ontology annotation, cellular component: BORC complex; cytoplasmic side of lysosomal membrane; synaptic vesicle membrane. Gene Ontology annotation, biological process: lysosome localization; organelle transport along microtubule; positive regulation of anterograde synaptic vesicle transport.